This is a messenger RNA of Gigantopelta aegis, 3051 nucleotides long. Its product is annotated as C-type lectin lectoxin-Thr1-like. NCBI's taxonomy places the organism in Eukaryota, Metazoa, Mollusca, Gastropoda, Neomphalida, Peltospiridae. The transcript has 4 exons. Bases 73 to 810 code for a protein of 245 amino acids. The record is from RefSeq and is a predicted model, not a curated record.
UCACCUUAAAGACAUUCCAGCUCGCUUUUGCUUUGAUAUUUGAUUGUUCGAGAACAGGUUUCUUAUCGAGAGAUGCAGUACACGUCAGUCAGAUGUUCGGGGCUGCUAUCGAUUGCACUGUGUUGUAUUAGCGCUACAUUGAGCUGUGAUAGCUCCAAAAAAUCCCUCUGGAUCAUUAAUGCCGACUUUGAUGACGUCAUAAUCACACAAAGCGUCCUAUCCAGUGUUAGUGAUGUCACAGAUCAUCUGAAAUGUGCACGAAAAUGUAAAGCAAAUCCCGGGUGUUUGUCGUAUUCCUACAGUGCGGAUCACACGUGCCGGUUUCAUUCUGUGAGAUUUAAGAAGGGCGGUUUUAUUAUCAUUUCACCUUCACUUGGAAGUCGGUACUACAGUUCUGAAGCAGAUGCUUGUCCUACCGAUGAAGGGUACGUUCUGCUGGAUAGUGUCGGCAUAUGCUUUAAGGCGUUCACCGAAAGAAAAACACGUGAUGAAGCUCGCGUCUUAUGCAGCGAGUCUGGUGACAGACUGAUUGUCCUCGACACGGCGGCGAAAAACACGGCUGUAGCGGUCUACCUGAUGUCAACUGUAGGUCCACAAUCGUAUUUCCUUGGCCUGACAGACGAACAAACAGAGGACCUGUUUAUCUGGGAGAAUGGAAAAUCGGUUGAUUUUACCAACUGGUAUGAUGGCGAACCCGACAACAAUGGUAAUGACGAAGAUUGCGUACAGUUUACGACGUUUGAAGAAAAAUGGGAAGAUGUUAAAUGCACAGACGACAUUAAAUACAUCUGUGAAAAGCCAUUAAAUUGACAUUCUAUCCUGAAUUACGAACAGCAUGGUUAUUGUUUGGAUGUGUGUGCGUACACGUUUUUGUGUGUUACACUCUUAAUAUUGUGCUAUGGGGUGUAGCGUGGUAUGAACCUUUUGUAAACCCCACCCUUGGACACCUACGAGUCAUUGUCACGAAAUAUGUUAUACUGCGUUACCCACCCCUAUUUUUUUUUUAUAAAAUUAAGAAAAUUGCGACAAACAUCACUUAGAUAAUUAAAUAGUAAUUAGAAACUCACAGGGACAUUUUUAUAGCACAAAGACACCUGAAUUUAUGAAGAAAUGUUUAAUAGGGUGAAGACCGAACCUAAAUCAAAAUAGCCCAAAACUGAUUUCAUUCAGUAUUUUCUAAUACUCAGUCGAUUAAUUAAGACUUGAAGUAGCGCCUUUUUAUGAUUCCUUUGUAGCUAUUAAAGUAACAACGUUUGAAGAUCUUUUAUCAGAACUAGUUUUUUUUUUUAUAAUUCCUAUAUUUAUAAAAAAAAACCCAAGAAAACGUUGAAACGGAAGUGGUUAAAAAGGGUAUUUCUCAGAUUUGCGAUUUUGUUAAUGAAAAAGGUGAAUUUCAUAACUUAAAAGAAUUUAAUGAACUAUACAAAUUAAAUGUGUGUUUCUUAGAAUACUACGGAGUCAUUAAUCCACUUAGGUCAUACUUAAAGAAACUGAAAAUGACACGACUAGAGACACACAUAUCUUUAGAUGGUUCGCCUUUUCAACGUGAACUCUGCUCUGUUAUGAAAGGCUCCGAAGUAUGUUAUCAUACAUUAAUGUCUUCUGAUAAUGGAAAUAUCGCUAUGCUAAAAUUGCAAUGUCAUUUCUCCAUGGAGCUUAACUGGUUUACUACGUAUAACUACACAGGAAACAAAGUUAAGACGUUUUCAAUAUAGAAUAUUACACAGAACAGUAACUACUAACAUAUUUACCUAUAUGUUUAAACUUGUGCAUAGUGAAGCGUGUACGUUUUGUCGUCGAAGUAAAACAUCUAUAGUACAUCUCUUUUGGGAAUGUGAUAUUGUUCAAGCAUUCUGGAAUACAUUUUAAAAUUGGUUAUUGACAUCUUGUAAUCAUAUAAUUAACCUAAAACUCUCUCUUGAACUUGUUAUAUUCGGACAUAAGAACAUUAGGGCAGACACCGUUUUUGAUUUCUUAUUACUUUCAGCAAAAUAAUUUACAUAUCGAUGUAAAGUCCAAAAGAUACAGCUAGACACUACACAUUUUAAAUAUGAAACUAAACAAUGAUACACUGUAGAAAAAUAUAUGCACUUCAGUAAAAACAGUAUCAAUAAAUUCUUUACUAAGCAGUCCAUGCACCAUUCUCUCUAAGAAAACAUAACUUGAUUAUUCAUGGAGCGUAUAUAUUGUAUAAUAUCAAUAUAGCGGACAGUAAAGCUAAAUGUUUUAGCUAGAUUCCUUUGUUUUGAUUUAGCCAGAUUAGUCAGAAAUUCUAAUCCAUAUACAUAGAGAAACAAAUCGGCGAGUAGUGGAUCAUACUUAUAUUUUGUUUAUGUAUCUCAUCCGCAAAUUUGACAUAUAUGUUGUCCAGCAUUACACAUAUGUUCGUCUCAGUAAACUUUAGUCUGGAUACUCUCGGUCUUAACGAAUGAUCCAGACCUGUGUACGAUAGUUAUAUAUGUAUAUCUUAGUUCACUGUUCUUUGUAACAAAUGCCCCGUUGACUAAGGAAUGGAGUUUCUCCUCAAUUUUGUCAUGGAGGAUUGUUGUGUAUCAUAUUCAAAAAUCAAAUAUUUUAGUAUUAGUAAACUUGAUCCGGAUUGAGCGUGAAUGAUUUCAAGUAAAUAACUGGCAUUUUUAAGUAAUAGCACUUGUCUCGAAGACGUUUUGGCAAAACCUAGAAAGGCCAUCCUUGUUAGUGGUCAAAAUAUUGGUCAGUCUUCGAGACAAGGAUUUGGUGGUGCAUUUCCUGGACUCCACCAUGUAUCUCUCCUUGCAUGGAUUCUUACGAAGUUUUGAAAUCGAAUUUUACGUUAAAGUUAAAUGUGACAUAUUCAUGGUGUUUUCUUCUUCAGGUAAGAUGGCGGCCUUAUAUGCAGCACUACUCAAGUUAUCAACCCCAAGUUCGUUUAGGAGACAAUUAAUAUAAUAGUGAUUACAUAUUAUGGUUAAGUUAUAUAUAUCUUUUUGUUAGUGGGCACUAGCACAAACUGUUCGUAUAGUCAGACUUUCUAUCACAGAUGACCAUAAUAAAAAGGUUUUUUUGCCGUAA